CCCCCUCUUUUGGAAAGCUUUAAGAUGCUUGUUGAGGCUUUAGCAAGUUCAGAGUGUUUUUAGAUGAUUAUUAUUAUUAUUAUUAUUAUUAUUAUUAUUAUUAUUAUUAUUAUUAUUUUCAACCUGUCAUCAAUAAUGUGGAAGUAAUAAUUCUCAUGACUUCUCCCACUUCUUGUUUUCUGAGUGUGUGUGUGCGUAUGUAUGUGUUGUAGUACAAAAGGCUGCAUGACUGUAAAGGGAUGGUUACAAUGUUUCUGGGGUUGUUUUUUUUGUUUUUUAUUUUGGUUUCCCCAGCACUUCUGUCACUCCUGAAAUGCUUUUAUUUCUAUUUUGUUUUCUCUCUCCUGUGGGGUCUCCCUCCCGUUGGUUUUUUCCUCAUGUAUCAUUGUUUCUUUAUCUUUCUAUUUACUAAACGUAUCAUGUUGUUUGUUCUCAGCACUGUAAAACAGUCCCUUCUACGACAUUGAAAAGCAAUAUCACUGUAUGAAAUGUUCACAAUGUAUUUGUUAUGAUUGACAUUUGAUUCAUCAUUAUUAUUCACAUGCACCCUAGGUGUGAUAAUUGAAGUAAAUCUCUUUUAUACAAAUACUAAAAGUGUGCUGUUGUAGUUUGUUUUUUUUCCUCUCGAUGACAAAAACAAUGCUUUAAGUACAUGGCUGGUUUAUACAAGUAUUCUCAGAGAAAGAGAUCAGUUGAGCUUGUUAGAAAUCAGAAAAAGGGAAACAUUGAAAGAUUGUUUUUAACCUCUUGUAGCAUCUUACAGCAUCUUCAGGUGAGCCGUCUUUAUAAACUACAACAAAAUACCAAAAAACAAAGAAGGAACAGGUGAUCCACAGUUCCUCUGCUCUCUUUCCAGGCCGUUACUCCGAGCUUCAGUCGGAGUUCUCCGCUGCAGUGCGGACCAGCUCAGAGCAGAAGGAGCUGAUCCUGAAACUGGAGCAUGACCUGAGCACCAUCCAGGCCAUGUCCUCCCUGCCCAGGCCCGAUGCAGACGGGUCCGAGCUCAGCAACAUGGGGAACAUCCCUGACCCCAUCAAAGAGGCAACUGCAAUGUUCACUGGUUCAGGAGUGACUCCCAAUCCUGAGCUUCCUCAGGGCCAGAUGGACUCGCUGCUCUCCAUCAUCUCUAGCCAAAGGGAAAGGUUCCGCUCCCGCAACCAGGAGCUGGAAGCUGAGAAUCGCUCCAUGCAGCAGACCAUGCAGGCCCUGCAGAGCGAGCUGGACAGCCUGAGGGCUGACAACAUCAAGCUCUAUGAGAAAAUCAAGUUCCUGCAGAGCUACCCAGGCAGAGCUGGCGGAAGUGACGACACCGUGAUGCGUUACUCCUCCCAGUAUGAAGAGAGACUGGAUCCGUUUUCUUCCUUCAGCAAAAGGGAGCGCCAGCGCCGAUACCUGAGCCUCAGCCCCUGGGAUAAAGCAACUCUUAGCCUGGGACGUGUGAUUCUCUCCAACAAGAUUGCCAGGACUAUUGCCUUCUUCUACACCUUGUUCCUGCACUGUUUGGUCUUCUUGGUGCUGUACAAGACUGCUUGGAGCGAGAGCAUCGGCAGAGACUGCACUGCUUUCUGCUCUAAGAAGUAUGCUGACCACCUUCACCGCUUCCAUGAGAAUGAACAGAACCUUUAAGUCUGUCCGCAGUAACGACUGGAGGCUUUGAGCAUGCGUAUCCUGCAGAGAUUUUCACUUCCCUCCGCUGUGCUUGCAGUAGCUGGCUUCUCCACUAGGUGGCAGUUCAGGUCUUUGAGUUGCACAUCAAAGGAUUGAUAGAUCCUCAACAGGUUUCCAUUUUCAGUUUCUGGAUCUUUAAUAACUCGAAGUAAAUAUAGAAAUCAAGCAAAAGUAUAACUUGAGGCUCACUUUGAUCUUUAGAUUACUUAAGAGGUAAGAAUUAGUCAUUUUCUGUGUGUGCUGGUUUAGGGCUGAUUUAAAGAUAAACUGUUUAAUUGUUAACAUAUUGUACCAAAGGGGACCACAAUACUCAUCUCAUGAUUUUGCUAGAAUUUAACUGGAAUUAUGGGUAAUAUAAUCAAUAAAGAGAUAACUGAAGUCACACCAAAGGUGGUGCAUUUAAUAUAGAUUAUAUAGGAAUGGGUGGUACAGUGGGAAAGCACCAGGUUUUUAGGUGGAGAUUAUUUCCAUGGGUUGUGUGCUGGAACAGUAUAUAUGGUUGUUUUUUCUUUUUGAAUUUUAUGCCACAUUGACAGAUGCGGUUCAUAAAUGUGUGGCGGGUGCAGGUUUUAGGGAUUUAGUGCUGAGAUCAUAUUGUUAUUGUUACUUGGUUAUAGACGAGCCAGCAGUGACGCAGUAAUGGUUACAGAGUCUGUGAUUGCAAUAUUUAGCAUAUAUGCGCUUAUUUACCAGCUUUCUCCUCCCUUUUCUGUCUUUGCGGAUGUACUCAAAAUAAAGACUAUGCAGUUA
This is a messenger RNA of Cololabis saira (Pacific saury), 2418 nucleotides long. It is a transcript of the gene cux1b, whose product is annotated as cut-like homeobox 1b. The record is from RefSeq and is a predicted model, not a curated record. Lineage: Eukaryota; Metazoa; Chordata; Actinopteri; Beloniformes; Belonidae. Gene Ontology annotation, cellular component: Golgi membrane. Gene Ontology annotation, biological process: intra-Golgi vesicle-mediated transport. The coding region runs from base 964 to 1626 and encodes 220 amino acids. The transcript is spliced from 8 exons.